Molecule: messenger RNA, 4217 nt
Organism: Mytilus californianus (California mussel)
Lineage: Eukaryota; Metazoa; Mollusca; Bivalvia; Mytilida; Mytilidae
Exons: 3
Coding region: 1048-1641 (197 amino acids)
Source: RefSeq, a predicted model, not a curated record
UAAAGAUGAAAAUAAAUUUUGCGAUCGUUUGGGAAUUUUACUCCCAAAAUUGGGAAAAAUGUAGGAUAAUUGCCAUUGGGAAUGGGUCGAAUACCGGACCCUGUGGAAUGCUAGAAAAAUUCAUGGUGUUUUGGUCUGUUUUUCAAUUACCAUAAGCAAUAGCUAUAGGUCAACUAUAUUUGGUGUAUGAAAUAAUUGUUAGGUGUACAUGUCUGUCUGACAGGACUUAUCUAACAUUGACCUCAUGUGAUACAACCUUUAUCUUUAAGAAUUUUAACAUAAAAUCAGUGGUCAGUAAAGCAGGCGAGACAUUUCAGGGUGUGUACUCUUGUCUUUAGUAUUAUCAGUUUUAUUGCCUGUAACAUUCAAAUCCCAUCAAGGACUGCAAAAGGGAAGUAAAAAAACAAUCUGUUCAAACCUAAAAUAUAAGGUAUAAACAUGGGGAAAUGUUCCUUAUAAUUAAUUUUGUUGAGUUAUUUCAAUAAUAUUUAUAAAAUUGAACCAAUUAACAGCCCAUUUCAUUCAAGAAGUGAGGAAGUAGAAAGAAAAAUGCAGAAAUUCCUUCCUUGUGCUAUAUGACAGCAGUGGUGCAUGAUCAUAUCACACAGAGUCAGACCUCAAACAAAAUGAUAAGGAUCAGUUAAGCAGUGUGAUACUGGUACAUGCAUUCCGAAAUACUACGUUUUAUUUGCUGCUGUAAAAUUUUGAGGUUUUGAUGAAUAAGGAAUAUGAAAAAAAAUGUACCAUGAUAGUGUUUUUUAUUUCACUAGAUUAGAAACUGCUUACUGAUGACUUUGGAAGAUACUAACUCCUUAAAAUGGAUUGUCAGAAAAACACCAAUGCAUGUUCAUGUACCUGUAAAUCUGUGACCUAGCUCUGCAUGAAAAAGAAAUAAAAAAAAAAAAAAAAAUUUAUUUAUAAAUUGAAGGAACUGCAUUAUGUGAGUAGGGACACAUUUCAAAGAUCAAAUCUCGAUUUUAAAUAUUUUAAGAUUUUGAAAGAAUCCCGAUACACAUGUAAUAUCUGAUUUUUUAUACCAUCUUUUUGAUGUGUAAAGAAAUUUUAAUAUUUUAUAGGAGUGUUCCUGUUAUUGGUAAAGCACAGGUUGAUAUAGGAGAUAAAGCUGUUUCAUCUAUACCUGAUAUUGUCUUUCCAGAUAUUACCAAUUCAGACAUACAUCAUUCUAAUUUAAAGAUAUUAGCAGUUUGUGAGGUUAAGAAAGAAUUUAAAGCAAAGGAAGACUUGGUUAUUUCCUUACAGUAUAGUACAAGGUCAGGGAAAAAGAAAGUAAUAGGUAAAGAGCAAGUUAUAUGGCACCUUGAUGAUAGAUUACAGGGUCAGCAUGGAGGAGAGCUAUUAUUGCAUUACCCUUUAUCACAGAAGAAUGGUCUAUUAGGUAUCAUUGUACAGAAGACACAUGUAACAUUUUCCUAUUUCCAAUGUAACACUGUACAGUUUGAAGAAAUAAUGACCGGGAACCAGUGUGUUAACAGUCCUGUUGUGUACUAUAGCAGACCAUAUAAUUACUUAAAGGCUGCAGAUAGAAAAGAAUUAAUAACACCAUUACUUACACUUGGAUUUGUUCAGUUUUCUCCAUGUUGCAUCAGCAGAAAAGAACAGCAGAUAGAGAAUGUAGACUAAGCAGUAUCUACCAUAUUUUAAGUUUGUUUUGAUUGCUUUUAUAUUUUUGUAUAAGUAGCUCAGUUUCUAUAAACAGGGCCAGUUUCAAUUGAUAUUUUCAAAUACCAUAUUUGCAAGAUAUGAUUCGUAUUAAUUUGUUGCUUUUAACCUGCUUCUAUGUUCAUCAAUGCACAUAUAUAGAGUGAUUGAUAACAUUUAGGGUUGACUUGGGUAUAGAAAUAUUGCAAUCCAUUGACUUUUCCCAUCUAGCAGUAAAACCAUUCUUAGAGUAAGGUGUCCUUUUGUGAGUAAACUAAAAUCAUACUUUCAGCUAUUAUUUAUUAAAACCUUUGUUGAAAUAAAGCUUAUAGCUUAGGGCAAUAAAUAUAUUUGUUGUUUAAGGCUUAGGGUUUCCUGACUAACCCUAAUUUUUUUUAUGUUGAUUUUGAUAUUUUGAUGAAUUUUUGUAUUAUUUUUGACAGGAAAAAGAGCAACAUCAGACAUGUAUGAAUUUUAUCUUGCUCCCUAAACAGUAUUUGUUUAUAUAUGUAAAUAUUUAUUUAUUUAUCCACCAUGUUUUACCAAUUUGAGUUAUUUAAAUCUGAUAUGAAAUUAGCUUUCAUAUGAAAUUGUAAUUGUAAAUGGUCUUCACAAAAGAAAUUAAUGUAAGCUGAAAUUCACUUGAUUUUAGCAUUAAUUAAUUUUUUAAUUGUUUCACAUCAACUUAUAUAAAUUUUUUAAGUUCAUCAGUUGUACAUACAGCCUUUUUGACAAAGUAUUUGCACCUAUCCUUCCUUUUAAUCAGGUUUCGAAUAAAUUGUAAGUAAUUGUCUAAUUUCUUGAAAAUAAAAGCAGGGCAAAAAUGUCUAGAAUAACAAGAUUUAUCUUCUUUCCAUCCCUCCUCCAUCCACCCCCCACCCCCCAAAUUUUCAGUUGCCCGUAAUUGACAAUUUUUACCAAUUUCUUGUGUCUUUUGCCUUAAUCUUGAAAACUGUUUAAAAAAUUUGCUUAAUUAGGGUUUUGACUAAGAUUUGACAGUUCUAUUGAGCUUAAAUCAAGUUUUUCUCUUACUUUGCUUUUUAUAAAACAGUUGUAUAUCUGCUAAUGUUUACCAGUAAGUCAUUUAGGCUUUAACUAAAUUUUGAUAUAAUCUGAAUUGCAAUUUGUGCCUCCUAUUUAAUUUUAUAUGUGAAAUAAGGAAGAAUCUUGUCUGUAGGAGUACGUUGUGCAUAUCAAUACACCAUAAAUCUUAAUGCAACACUUAAUUAUUUUGCAUAUUAAAUUGGUUAGAGAUAAAAUUGGUGUUGUUUUAAAAGUUUCAAAAUAUUCUGUUUUUAUUUGGUGAACAAAUUGCAACUACUUGUGUUUUGUUUUGAACACAUUUUUUGUUAGAUUAGAUUGCAUCACUAAAGAGACAUUAGUUAAUGCAUAUCUGGUGCAGUAAAAAUGGAACCCUUAAUGUUAUGUUAUUGCAUUUUGACCAUAUUAAAUAAUUUUUGUUGAUUUUAAAAGCAUUUUACCUUAACCUUAUUAGUAGAUUUUUAUUAUUCUAGAAGGUUCAUAUACACAUUUAUUUAUUAAAUACAUAUUUGUUAUCCAGAUUAUGCACAUGUUUUGAUAGUAAACAUGUACAAAUGGAUUUGUUAAUCAUUACAAUACAUAAUUUUAAGAAAGGCUACGGGUAAAUUAUUGUCAAUAGCAGAUAAUUUGUAUAUAAUGUUUUUUCUGUUGAUUUAGAAUACACACUGCUUGGCCUAUAAUUGUUUUGUGAGUAUUUUGUAAAUUAUAAAGUUAUUCAUUAUAUUUGGAAGAUAUUUUGUUAUGAUUUAAAAAGUAUGAACAAAUUAGAUUAUUGAUGUGCAUGUUUCAGGAUGAGUUUUAUCUGUAUCUAUGAUGAGUUUUUACUAAGACAUAAUAUGAUAAAAUCCAUUUAAGGGCACUAAUAUUGCAUAAAAAUAUUAAAUUUAUCAGUUCAUGUUAUGUACAUAUUAUUUAUUUUUGUAUGUGCUUGUCCAAAGUCAUUAGCCUGUACUUCAGUGGUUAAUUGUUUGUUACUGUAUAUCAAUUUUUGUUUUUUCUGUUGUUUUACACAUGAGUUAGGCUGUUCGUUGUCUUGUUUGAAUUUUUGUUAUGUUUUAUCAUGUCAGUUACUUUUUUGUCUCACCUGCAACAAAAGUCACAGCAUGCAAGACAUAGGGAUAACAAUGCAACUGCGUCGUAAACUAUUUGUAUAAAGCUUUUUAUAUCUGAAGGUAGAAGACCUGGAUACAUCAUACCUUGUAUGAAGAUUCCAUAUGUUAAGAAGUUUCUGUCUGUCAUAUGUUCAUUGUCCUUGACAAUUGGUUGAAUAAAAAUAAAACUUUUUUUUUACCACAAAACUCAGAUCAAGUACAAAUUUGGGUAGCGUCACUUUUACCCUUCUUGAGUUGUGUCCCUUUAUAACGUUAUAUGCAAGCGGGGGCAUCAUCUGUGUCCCAUGGACACAUUCCUCAUUUAUUUGUUAUUGAAUUUCUCACUCAUUAUAUGAGUACUAGGAUAACUAUAUUUGUUGUAUGGGUUCCUUGCAAGGUCUACAUGUUUGUCAGACGGGGUUCACC